AUGGACGUAUCAUUGCUGAUGUUAGAGCAUGAGGCUAGACCGCUUGGCCUGAAGUUUGAAGAACAAGAUUCGAUACGUAUCAAUUUCCUUCUUGGAUGGAAAGGUAUAGAGGUGGCCUACGCCUUUGCUGAUCAUUUGACAGCAGCUAUACGAGAUGUUAUGCAGUUGGAUGUGUAUGACGGCAAAGAUCCA
Ostertagia ostertagi is the source of this 192-nucleotide messenger RNA. NCBI's taxonomy places the organism in Eukaryota, Metazoa, Nematoda, Chromadorea, Rhabditida, Trichostrongylidae. The record is from the annotation of a GenBank genome assembly.